CAAAUAAAGAAUCUUGUAUUUUGAAAUAAUUUUUUUAUUUCUAUCGAUUAUAAUUUCUAUUUGUUCCUAGGUGAACCAUUAACUUUCGAUAAAAAAUCAUAUUCAAAAGUUGCUGCAUAUCGUACAGGAUAUAGUAAUGGAAUUCAAGAUAUUUAUGAACAUAUAGAGAAACAUACAAAUGAUAAACAACUUCUUAGUAAUCUUUUGCAAUAUAUCGACGAAAAAGAAAUUGAAUUAAAAGAUUUAACAGGUUAG
Messenger RNA from Rotaria sp. Silwood2, 255 nucleotides. NCBI's taxonomy places the organism in Eukaryota, Metazoa, Rotifera, Eurotatoria, Philodinida, Philodinidae. The record is from the annotation of a GenBank genome assembly.